Sparassis crispa is the source of this 663-nucleotide messenger RNA. RefSeq lists its product as hypothetical. The transcript is spliced from 3 exons. The record is from RefSeq and is a predicted model, not a curated record. NCBI's taxonomy places the organism in Eukaryota, Fungi, Basidiomycota, Agaricomycetes, Polyporales, Sparassidaceae. Bases 1 to 663 code for a protein of 220 amino acids.
AUGGGCCACUCCACGAAACUGCUGACGCCUACUCAGACCGUUGGAGACAUAUUUACAGACCAGCUCCGCCAGGAUGUCUCAGCAUACCUUACUGGUGUGCUCGCUCAGUCUGGUAUAGGUCCGAUUAUCUUAUGGGGCGAAUGGGCAAUGUUGUACUAUGGCGUCCCAAUCAGUCCUAACCAUAUGCAUUUACUUGUUCCUGAUGACCAGCUCGAAACUGCUUAUGAAGUCUUGCUUUCUGCUGGUUACAAGGACUCUCCACUCCCCCUUAUUCCGGUGAUUAGUUCUCUCGAUCCCAAUAUUCGCUGGGAAGAGCUUGGGUGUCCAGCUCAUCGAAUCGUCAGAGAUCUUAGUCACGAGAAGACGCCCCGGAAGAUUCUCAUCCAAAAUUACUCCGCCGCCGCAUCGACAUUUGAUGAUGCAAAUCCCGCCUCAUUUGAACAAUGUGCUGGGCUGGCCAUACCGCCGUUGACGCUCCUUGGUCAAUCUUUCUUGCGCACGUACUUCAAAUCUUCCGACUGCAGGUCUAGGGUACCUUCCAUGCUUGCAGUGUGGUGUGCGUCGGUGAAAUUAUCCGGCUACGCACCACUGGGCGUUGAUGCGAUGCGCGGUGUGCCCGGGAUUAGCGAUGCAAUGGCAUUGUAUUGGGAGCGAGGCUACUAG